Molecule: messenger RNA, 2416 nt
Organism: Ruditapes philippinarum (Manila clam)
Lineage: Eukaryota; Metazoa; Mollusca; Bivalvia; Venerida; Veneridae
Product: serine-aspartate repeat-containing protein C-like
Exons: 9
Coding region: 3-1571 (522 amino acids)
Biological process (GO): DNA repair; DNA replication checkpoint signaling; replication fork arrest
Cellular component (GO): replication fork protection complex
Molecular function (GO): DNA binding
Source: RefSeq, a predicted model, not a curated record
GUAUGCGAGAACUACCAUCUGACAUUGAUGAGGGUCACAGUGGCGACAAUAGUGAUGUAAGCAGUGUCAGUGGUAGCAGCUCUGAUAGUCGGGAUGAAAGUAGGCGUGGCUCUGAUGAUGACAGUGGUGAUGAUGAUUCUAAAAAUAAAUCAUCUGACUCAGCAGACAAUAUGACAGCAAUUAUUACAGGCUUAGUUGAAAAAGGUUAUAAGGAUCAGAUAGCUUGGAUACAAAGGGGACUUAAUCGCACUGCAGAUGAUCGUGAGGAGGAAGAUGAGGAUGUAGGAGUGCCGAUAGUUCCUCUAACGGAGGAGAACGAGACAGCCAUGGAGGACAAAAUGUUUCUAUCUUUCCUUAGUAAAAUUGGUCUAGCUCCACCGGCUAAUGAACAGGAGGCAUUUUGGAGAAUCCCUGCAGAAUUAAGUGUGGCUGAGCUUCGUAAUAUUGCCUCAGGUUUAGUGUUAGAUGAAAAUAACCAUCCUGUUAAUGCAGACAGAAUUCAAAUAAAAAAAGUGGAGAGAAAAAAGAAACAAAAGAAAGAAGGAAAGAGAAAAAAGGAAAAGGUACCAAAACAGAAGAAGAAUGCCAGCAAGUUUGCUGCCUUAAAAGAAUUGGUGAAAAAGAAGUCAGAGGCUAAGAAAACAAAAAGGAUAAGAAAAAAGCCUGCUUCUGAUGAAACUGGUUCCUUGAAUGACAGGGUAGAUUCACCUGUAAGAGAGAAUAAUACUGAGAACCAGUCCAGAAAUUCUUCAAGUAAAAAGAAGAGAGUAAAGAUGGUGUCAUCCUCUGAUAGUGAUAGUGAUGAUGAUAAGUCUGUGACCAGCCAGAGAUCAGGAGUCCAGUCUACAGUUACAGGAACACAGUCUGAUAGUGAAGCCAGGACACAGUCACCAGAGAGAAGUAUGGCUGGUUCCCAGAUAUCUCAUUCAUCACAGAAAAAGAGACUGAAGAAGAUCGUUUCUUCUGAUAGUGAGAGUGAUAAUGAUGAGCCAUUGAAAAACUUAGCAACGGAGACACAGUCUAAUUCUGACUCAGAUGAUGAUGUUCCAUUGAAAAACUUAGCAACGGAGACACAGUCUAAUUCUGACUCUGAUGAUGAUGUACCGUUGAAAAAUUUAGCAACAGAGACACAGUCUGAUUCUGAUGAUGAUGUACCGUUGAAAAAUUUAGCAACAGGGACACAGUCUGAUUCUGAUGAAGAUAAGGAAAACCAGUCACAGGAUUCUAAGAGUCAGCCAUUAUCAUUUUCAUCAAGCAGUGAUGAGAGUGACCAAGAAAAUGGUUCUACAAAAGGACGAGACACCCCUUCAAGCAAGUCAGCUAGUCAGUCAAGCAAGAGGUCAAGGUCAAGUGAUUCUGAGACAGAGGUCAGCCAAGGUCAAGCUAAAAAAGCAAGAAUAAUGGAUAGUGAUAGUGAUGAUGAUAAACCAGUUCCCUCAGCCACUGAAGGUAGUUUCCCAGCAACACUAUAUACACAGGGGCAAGAGUCAGAUUCUGAUCUAGAUGAUCAUGUACCUUUGAGAAAAGUUAUACAGAAAAGGAAAAUUAUAGAAAGUGAUGAUGAUGAAUAAAACAUUUUCUACACUCAUAAAACUAUUACUUACUUUGACAUGUGCAUGUCUUGAAAACUGUAAAUAUAUGUAAACUUAUGAACACUAUAUACAUUAUAAACAAGAGUUAAUUUAUUUAUGAACGCUUGAUAUAUAGACAUGUGUUUACUUACACACACUGAAAUAUAUUGACCUGUGAACAUUGAAGUGUGUUAAGUUAUGAACAUUGAAAAGAUGACCUAUUGCAACUGUAGAGAUGGAAAUAAUUAUUAAUGUCAUUAACAAUGCAAUAUAUUGAUGAAAGGUGACAUUAUCACAAUAACGGUACAAUUAAUAAAAACUUACUUGUAGACGCACAUAUUGAUUUAACUUCCCUAGACAGUGUAAUAUUUUGAACUAAAGAAAACAUUAUCAGAAAAGUUAACUUACUUGCUAUUCUUUACCAAUAUAAAUAUUAACUUAAUUGCUAUGGUAACAUGAUUAUUAAGGGGUAAAUAAUAACGUUGUUUACAAAAAUUUUCUUUUAGGUUUCUUUUUUUAAAAAAACAACAUAUUGCUUUCUGCUUGAAAUUGUGGGAAAUUGAAAUAUUUGAUGUCUUUCCUGAGAUCUUUUUUUUUUGAAUAUUUACAUAGGUGUUACCAGAAUGUGUUCAUUUGUAUUACCAGAUUGUGUUCAUUUGUAUUACCAGAAUGUGUUUAUUUGUAUUAUCACAAUAUAUACAUUGGUAUUACCAGAAUGUGUUCAUUUGUAUUACCAGAAUGUGUUUAUUUGUAUUAUCACAAUAUAUACAUUGGUAUUACCAGAAUGUGUUCAUUUGUAUUACCAGAAUGUGUUUAUUUGUAUUACCACAAUAUAAACAUUUGUA